AUGGCAAAUAUGAAUACAUCAGACGACUUAUUACGAUGUCCAAUAACAUACGAACUAUUUCGCGAUCCAGUUUUAGCACCAGAUGGUCAUACCUAUGAGAGACAUGCGAUCGAACAAUGGAUUCAAAAUCAUGGAACAAGUCCGAUCACACGACAGCCAUUAUUCGUCGAACAACUCUAUCCGAAUCGCAAGGUGAAAGAACUUGUUGAUGUUUUUGAGACAUUAUUGCUCCAAAAAGAUUACCAGUUUAUAUUAGAUGUCGAUGUGAAAAAAAAAGGACGACCACUAUUUCAGACAAUUGGAAAAACAAUUUAUGACGCUGAGUGGUUGCACGACAAUAAUAAUCGACCGAAAAUAAUUCUAUUAAAAAUUGAUGGUGCUCGGGCAAAAAAAGAAGCAUCUUUCUACGUAAAAUUAAGUCGUCAUCCGCAUAUCAUUCGAACAUUUGGUUUUGUACAUGACAGAAAUCAUCCCGAUCAAAGUAAUUCAUUUCUGCUUUUACAAGAAUAUGCACCCGAAGGAAGUUUGUAUGAGUUGUUACAAGAACGAAGGACAGCUCCUGAUGAAAAAAUUCUCAUUCAAAUAUUUUUACAGAUUAUUGAGGCAAUGAUAUGCCUAGGAUCUAAUCACGUGGUUCAUGGUGAUUUAGCAUGUCGUAAUGUCCUGAUAUUUCGCUUUGACGAAAAUGAACCAGAAAAGAAUAUUGUUAAAAUCACUGACUUCGGUCUUAGUCGACAUAGUCAAUUGUAUUCAAUGACACCAGGUGCUGCAAGAACAACAUUGAACAUAGUUCCUAUUCGAUAUGCAGCACCAGAAGUACUUUUAUCAAAUACCACAUCAGAGGUUUAUACAGAAAAAUCAGACAUUUAUUCAAUGGGUGUGUUAAUGUGGGAAGCAUAUUCUCGAGGUUCAUUGCCAUGGGUGAACAUCGAAAACGAUAAUGAUGUCAUUCAAAGAGUCAGAGAUGGUGAUUUACUACCUAAACCAUCCAAUUGUAGUCAACCUUUUUGGUCAAUCAUCACAAAAACUUGGUCUAUAUCACCAAGUAAUCGUCCAACAUUUAGAGAACUGAAACAUCUUUUGAGCGAACAAUACUAUCAUCCAGGUAAUGUUUUAUAUGUAUCGUAA
Messenger RNA from Rotaria sp. Silwood1, 1128 nucleotides. The record is from the annotation of a GenBank genome assembly. NCBI's taxonomy places the organism in Eukaryota, Metazoa, Rotifera, Eurotatoria, Philodinida, Philodinidae.